AUGGAGUCAAAACUCUCUUUAGAACUUUCCGCUCGAGAAAAGCGUCUGGUCUGGACAGAAACAGUACUGUUCGCUAUUAUUAAUGUGGGAGCCUUCUUUGGAAACCUUUCAGUUUGUUACGCUGUUUAUAGAAACCACAGACUUCGAACGCUUGCAAAUAUGUUUGUUGUAGCGCUGGCGGUGAGCGAUAUUUUAAUGUCUACUUGUUGUAUGCCUUUCUCAGUUGCCACGUUAGUCCGCGGCAGGUGGAUUUUUGGUCAAGAUUUCUGCCGAUUUCAUGGCUUUGGUGUUUUUACAUUUGGUCUGGCUUCUCUUCACACCAUGGGAAUAAUCGCACUUAGUAGAUACUUCUGCGUGGUCAAACCAGAAAAAUACAUUGUGAUCUUUAAGACUCGACAGACUUUGGCAUAUAUUGCCGUCGUUUGGAGUGCUGCUUUAAUCGGAUCUGUGCCUCCGUUUUUCUUUGAAAAUGGCGGAUUUGAGUUCCAGCCUGGAAAAGCAAUGUGCCUGUACACUUUUCAAACCAACAUCGCGUACACAGCGUUCAUAGAAUGCGUGUACGUAGCAACGCCUUUAACUCUCAUCACGAUUUGCUAUGCUAAAGUAUUCUUCACUGUUUCACGAUCAAAUCAGGUUUUCUCCCAUGAAAACAACCCCCAGCAACUAAGAGCAAACGUGGAGGAAGCAAAAGUUACCAAGACUUUAGCAGCUGUUAUGGCUGGUUUCGCGUGUUGCUGGCUUCCAGUUUGCAUCAUCGAUUAUAUUGACGCCGCGCGUGGGGAGCCCACUCUGCCUCGACAGUUAUAUCUGACAUACGGGUUUUUGGUAUAUUUGAGUAGCACUAUAAACCCCUUCAUCUAUGGCGCUACGAAUAAGCACUUCCGGCGAGAGUAUCGGAUUAUUUUGAAAAAGGUGCUUUGCUUGCAUGGGCGCCAGUGCACGGGGAUGUCCGAAAACGUUUCUGGAACCGAACCUCUUAAAAGCCGGAGAGGACAGACCUCACAACCAACUACAAAUUUAGUGUCAGUCGCUAUUUAGGUAAGGGACAAUAAAGAUAAAGAUAUGCCUUAAACUUCGCGCUGUCAAAGUUAAUUACAUAGGCAAAUGACUUUUGAGACUGUAGAUGACAUCAUCUUGAGUAAUUCUAGUUAAUUUUUAUGUUCGGCUGUUUUUCAAAAGUCCACCAAAUUUGGUAUCUUUUUGGGUGUGUCAGAUCAAAAAUUAUCCUUCUAUUGGAAAUAAUUGCCUUGAAUUUCAUAGUUUUGUCUUAGAGUUAUGCCGGUAAGUUAAGGGAAAUUGAUGAUACGCUUUUCAGUUGUAUACCGGUACUAGACCAGAUAGCCUGUUGUAACUGUCAAGAUAAUAAUUGUCACCUGAACUGAUUCUUAGGCGCCAGUUUGAUUUCUUUACGUUGGCAUUUACUGCUAAUGCCCCCAUUAAUAAUUCCACUAUCAGAAGUAAAAUAUUUAACUCUCUAUUUCAAGCUAUUAUCGGCCACUAGCAUCGUGAAACGAGGGUUAAUGAUUAUUUAGAGCCGUAACUUAUUUGCUAUGUAGUGACGAUCCCAACUAGAAUGCAAGUUUAGACAAAUAUAGAUUCAGUUUACAAUUAGCGUUUUUCAUUCUUCAUUCAAAAGCACGUUAGUUAAUUAUCAAACUUUGAAAAGUGAAUAUGACAAAUAAAAUAUCACCUUUGCGACGAUCUUUGGAAAUUUAACUCAGUUGGCCUCGUUAGAGCCUGCACUACCACUAUUCAUUCUCAGGUUACGCCAAUCUCCUUUCAGAUUGCGUUUGUCAUCUACCAUGCAAGGUCCGCUCUUUGAAAUGUUUCGCUUUAGAGAAUUAUAGUGGGAACAUUGUAAAUGUGUAUGCAAAAAUUAUCUACAGAAAGUAAUCGAUAAAAAAUGAAAAUUAAAGGAAUAAUGCACCUUAUUUGAGAGUCAAUGAUUUAACAGCAAAGUACUAAUUGAGGGUUUACAUCCUCUAUUUACGGGCGACAAGAGGAGCCCGCAGACUAUUCAUGAUCAGCGACACUUUCUUAGUGUAUAGCGGGGGUUUUGGCAAAAUCUGUCCACAUUCUUGGGAUGCUUUUGUUCUUCCAACUAAUAUGCACGGCAUGUGGCCAUGAACUGGCCGAGAAGGCCCAGGUGUUGAGCGCAAGGUCGGUGCUCUCGUGAAAGUCAACACGAAAACUUGAGUGCACCAUCAACGUUUUCCAAGGUGCUGAUGCUGCAUUUUUCGUUGCAUGCUGUGAAGUUGGCGAACAUUGACAAGACGGAAGUCGAGAAAGAGCGAUAAUCUUCGCAAGGACAUGCAACAAUUUUUGUUUGUUUUGAAAACACGUAGUCAGCGUAUUUUAGGUAUGCACGUAUUGCAUCAAAUGCAAGAUUUUUCCAUUCGCCUUGUUGCCGAAAAUCUAUUUACCAGGAGCAGAGCCUGAUCUCAGCUUAGUGUGGGACGAGCCUUGGUAAGGUAAGUGAUUGCACACCCUAUAAAUCCAUGUAAGUUAAGCUUAUUCAGGUUACACUUCAGUUGUUUUAUAUUUUAUGUGUUUUCAAGCAUGUUUAUCUGACACUUAAUAAGCUUUAAACUUAACUUUUUCAUGAGUCACUGUUACAUCUCAAUGACCUUUGGUCACCAAAUACCGAACAUUAAUUGAUGAGUAAUAAGAGUUCGUGCCUUGAGUUCGUGCUGUUAUGACUGUUCAUUUCACGUCGAGCGUUGUCACGCAUUAGAGAGAUUAAGAUUCACGUUUACCGCAAACGGCAAACUUCAGACUCAAGUUGAGAAUUUCUCAGGAUAGAAAAUAAGCAGAUAAAAACAGUCCCGAACGAUUCCUAUGGUUAACACUGGCAUAAAACUACUUAUUUUUGCGUAGAAGCAAUAAAGAAUAAGCGGAAAAUAUGGGGAAAACUUGGUCAAGUGGUACAAAGUUAUGUUUGCCGUUUGGCGUAAACGUGAAUCUUAAUCUCUCUAUUAUCUCAGCGAAUUCAGCCGUCUCUCCUCAGUCGCUGCUCAUCGUUCGCAAAGCUACCUAUAUCUAAGCAAUAAUGUGAAUAAAAUAGUUGAAUUUAAUAAAAGUCUUGUUUACAGUGUUGUUCAAUUCAUCUUCCACGUUCAUGAUCCGCCGUGAUUCCUUCUACUGAUGCUGAAACUUUUAAAUAUGGCCUUUUUAUUCACGUAAACAAUUGUGAAAGCGGUCCUCAACAUCAAUCGCACCUCAAGGUAAACGCUCAUGUUCGCACACACUACCUAACCGUUGGUUACUGCUGUUGUAGUUAACAGAGACGGGAUCGGGACCUCCAUUUUACUCGGUCAUCCGAGCAACGCGAGGGUUUAGCUGUAGGCCUAGCUAGUACUUUCAUUUCUCAGUUGUUUUAAGACCCAGAGUAUUGCUCCGGUCCCUAUCGAAGCCGCCAUGACGAAAUGUCGGCUGUUUUCUUAGGCUAAAAACUUACCUUUCGCUCUGUAGUCGAGCGCUUUACCGACUGAGCUGCCGAGAGUUCAUGAAAGUUAGGCCUAGGCCAAACGUAGAACUUUUCAUGAUACGAACCAAAGUCUUAUUUGGGUCGACAUAAAUUAAGUUGUAAGUUAAGAUCGUCUGUUUGGUCAGGUCUCCAAAACAAUUUUUCGGCCCUUCGGGGCUCAGUUUGCACAAAAGGUAGGUGGGGUGGGGGGGGGGGAGCGGGUCCCCUCCCUGGAUCCGCUACUGUUAACUCACUAAUUUUGGUUUGUCUUAUGAAAAGUUUGACGUUUGGUCUAGGCCAAAGCCACUAACAACUCUGUUUUGCACCUGCAACUUGUAUUUCAACUGAGAUGAGACAGCUCAGCGAAAUGUCAUUAACUUUAGGGAAUAUGAUAACUUAUGCUAAAAGAGAUAAACGGAUUGACAAAUAAAAAAAGUUUUAUAUUUCCUUAGGUACGAGUUCAAAGGAUGCGAAUCUGAUAUAAAAUAUUUAAACAAUCAAAGACAGCCUAACAUACUGCUCUGUCAUCGAAAACCUCGAUUUUCUGGACUUUCAAUAUUUAAUUCCAAGACUUGAUCAAAACAGCGAGCUAAAAAUAAAUUUUCAUGGAGCAAACUAAUUUACUUAUUUGGAACACUUCCACUUUUAAAAGUUGGAACGUUAGUGUUGACAUUAACAGAUCCGUUUAAUUAUUUUGACUUUAACAUGAAGACUUCGCUUACUCUUGCGCUUUAUGCAAGGCCAACCCACUUGAUAUGGAUUGAAACGUUUCUUUUUUCAGUGAUGAACGUAGCAGCUUUUAACGGAAAUCUGUUCGUUUGUUAUGCUGUGUACAGAAACAGAAGACUUCGUACAAUUCCAAAUAUAUUUGUUAUAGCACUGGCAGCGAGUGAUAUCUUGAUGUCGACUUUUUGUGUGCCGUUUUCAGUUGUCGCACUUGCUCGCGGCCAUUGGAUUUUUGGUGAAAGUUUUUGCCAGUUUCAUGGUUUUGGAGUUUUUACAUUUGGCCUGGCGUCUCUUCACACCAUGGGAAUUAUCGCAAUUAGUAGAUAUUUCUGCGUGGUAAAACCAGAUAAAUACGUUGUGUUGUUCAAAACAAGAAAGACAAUGACAUACAUUGCCGUCGUGUGGGGAGCGGCUUUACUGGGAUCGGUGCCUCCAUUUUUCUUUGAAAAUGGCGGAUUUGAAUUCCAACCAGGAAAAGCGUUGUGCCUGUACACUUUUCAAACGAACAUUGUGUACACCGCUUUUAUUGAAACCGUGUAUGUGGCAACACCCUUUGUAUUCAUAAUAAUCUGCUAUGUCAAAGUAUUUUACACAGUUUCGUCAACAAAUCGAAUCUUUUCAGCCAAGACGAACCUCCAUACGUUAAGAGCAAAUAUAGAAGAAGCGAGAGUAACUAAGACGUUAGGAGCGGUAAUGGUUGGUUUUGCGUUUUGCUGGCUUCCAGUUUGCAUCAUCGAUUAUAUUGACGCUGUGUACAGGGUACCCACUUUACCGCGACAGGUGUAUCUUACAUACGCGUUCUUGAUCUAUUUGAGCAGCACAAUAAACCCCUUCAUAUAUGGUGCAACUAACAGGCAUUUCAGGAGAGAAAGUAAAGUUAUUCUAAGGAAAGUAUUUUGUCUGAAAUCAUCCUAA
This is a messenger RNA of Porites lobata, 5107 nucleotides long. Lineage: Eukaryota; Metazoa; Cnidaria; Anthozoa; Scleractinia; Poritidae. The record is from the annotation of a GenBank genome assembly.